AUGUUUAUUUACAUUAAACAUGGAAGUAAGGAUCUCAGGCAGUUCCUGGUUAAUACCAACUGUCCAAUCGUUGUGCUCAUGAAGUACAUAAAAACCAGGUUGGGACUUGCUGAGUCAGAGCUUGUAGACCUGUGUGAUGAACGAGGAGUUCUGAAAUUCCUCUUUCAGCUCCAAUAUUCACAGGAAUCUGCUCGUAGACUGCUAAAGGCAAAAGAGUCAUUCACUGUUUGCAUUAUUAAGCGUACAUCUGAUGGGGCUUAUACCUCUCUCACAUCUCUACUGUCAAUUGUUGACUCUGCUCUAACAGAGUCCCUGCAGACUCAGAUUAACAAUCUUGAGAAAACCCGUCUGAAGCAGCUUCAUAUUGUGGAGGCUCGUGUGGCUACAUCAGAGGAAAUCAAUGCUCAGGCUUUGGCUACUAAAUCUACUAAAAAGCGCAAGAAAGUUACACAUGCCAGUACCCCUGAUGAAGAAGUCCAGCACCACACAGAGGACAGGAAGAGCAGGAACUGA
Messenger RNA from Carassius gibelio (silver crucian carp), 513 nucleotides. RefSeq lists its product as uncharacterized. The coding region runs from base 1 to 513 and encodes 170 amino acids. The transcript has 6 exons. The record is from RefSeq and is a predicted model, not a curated record. NCBI's taxonomy places the organism in Eukaryota, Metazoa, Chordata, Actinopteri, Cypriniformes, Cyprinidae.